This is a messenger RNA of Pelagomonas calceolata, 1106 nucleotides long. NCBI's taxonomy places the organism in Eukaryota, Pelagophyceae, Pelagomonadales, Pelagomonadaceae. The record is from the annotation of a GenBank genome assembly.
UAUGGCUCUACGCUUUUUUAGUUGUGCGCGGCCUCGCGAAUGCCAUUCCCGCGGCGCGUUUACGACCCGCCGCCCGCGACCAACGAGGAGAUCGCGAUCGUACUGCGGAAGCUCCAGAUCUGGCGGAAAGAGCUCAAGGGACUACUCAUUAGCAUUACGCCACGCAACACCCCGACCGAGCUUAUUGCCCAUAUCCUCGGCUUUGUCGGCUUCGAUCCCCCUCAAGAGUUAUCAAAGGAGGAGCGGAAACUCACGCUCACAGAGUGUCGCGACCCGACGCGCGCUCGGCUGAUCUACGUUUGCAUCUACGUUUAUUUACAACCAGCUUAAACAUGGCCCUCUCCACGGUGCGCCGAGCGGCAUUUGUCACUCUGGACCUCCAGCCCUUAAUAUGCUCGUUCAUGGACGACGGCCAGCGCGACGCCCUCGUCUCGCGUGUGAACAAGACCAUGGCGCAAGCGCGCGCCCACAACGUGCCGAUCGCGCACGUGAGAGUAGCGUUCCAGCCCGGGCACCCUGAAAUUCACGAGAGCCAUCCGAUCAUGGGCCCCGCGAAGCAAGGAAACGUGUUGGCGCGGCCGCGGCGUCAACUUAAGCGUCGGGACCGCGCGUCGACGGCGUCUCGCUAAAAAGGAUCCACUCAGGUUGACGGCACGCCGGAAGCGGCGCUACUCCCAGAGCUCGACCGCGACGCGAGCGAGCCGGUUUUCACCAAGGUUCGUGUCAACGUUUUGCCCGUGUGGAAAUCAAGCGGGAGUCGUCAGUGUGGGGCGCCUGUCAGUGAGUUUGAUUUCCACACAGGCAUUCACGACGACGGGCCUCGCGUCCUGGGUCUCGGCGCACCAGACGACGGAGCUCGUCAUGUGCGGCGUCGCCACGGGCCUGGUGGUAUUGAAGACGGCCGUCCACGCCAUCGACCAGGAUUUGGAAGUGACUGUGCUGUCGGAUCUGUGCGUCGACGCAGACCAAGCACGCCACGACGCGUGCAUGGACGCCGUCUUCCCGACGCUCGCGCGGGUCAUGCCCAGCGACGAGUGGCUGGCGACGCUCGGUUCCCCGCAGAAGACCGCCGCCGGCGCGCUGCGAGGACUCCUCUAGGAGAAAAU